Messenger RNA from Betta splendens (Siamese fighting fish), 2243 nucleotides. It is a transcript of the gene samd10b, whose product is annotated as sterile alpha motif domain containing 10b. NCBI's taxonomy places the organism in Eukaryota, Metazoa, Chordata, Actinopteri, Anabantiformes, Osphronemidae. Gene Ontology annotation, cellular component: cytoplasmic side of plasma membrane. The transcript has 5 exons. Gene Ontology annotation, molecular function: protein binding. The record is from RefSeq and is a predicted model, not a curated record. Bases 372 to 932 code for a protein of 186 amino acids. Gene Ontology annotation, biological process: cell surface receptor protein tyrosine kinase signaling pathway.
GAGAGAGAGAGAGAGAGAGCGGUACUAUCUAGUCUGCAGCCAGUAGCAGCUGGUGUCGGGCGUGAUGACCUUUCGUCUCCUGACGGUCAGGUGCGUAGAGAGGCGGAGAUUCGGAAGAAGCUGCUUUAUAUCGCGCCGCUCGCGACGUCCCGGGCAACAAAUGCGUGAACGGACACAGAGCGGGCGUGUGAUCUAGUUCUUUAUCCCCUCUCUCUCCCACCGCGACCACAGUAACAGCUGUCUCCAUGCUCACAUAGCGGGUUAGAGAGGGCAAGGAGCGCUCCUCAUCCUCACACAGUGCGUUUUAUUCGGGGGCGGAAGGAUGCGAGGGUCCUGUUGACACCACGGAGAGAUACACGCUGAGACCGACGAUGGCUGUGGACGCGGCGUCCAGCUUCAGCUUCUGCCGCGCCUCCCUGGAGCACACGCUGUCGGCCGAGGAGCUGAGCUGCCAGCUGCCGCGCCGCGCCGGCGGCAGCAACCUGACCUGGCACGACGGGCGCGGCCAGAAGACGGCGCACGUGCACGCGCACGCGCACGAGCACGAGCGCAGCGUGAAGCUGCUGCAGCAGCCGGGCACCGAGGGCGUGCAGGUACAGCUGCGUCCGGGUGAAGCCUUCACUGUGUAUCACACCAGCCCCACGCUGUCCUGUCUGUCCAAACCCGUGGUGCUGUGGACCCAGCAGGACGUCUGCAAGUGGCUUAAGAAACACUGUCCUCACAACUACCUGACCUAUGUGGAGGCCUUCUCUCAUCACGCCAUCACAGGCCGAGCGCUGCUGCGCUUAAACGGGGAGAAGCUGCAGAGGAUGGGCAUCAUCCAGGAGACGCUGCGGCAGGAGGUGCUCCAGCAGGUGCUGCAGCUGCAGGUCCGAGAGGAGGUGCGCAACCUGCAGCUGCUCAGUAGAACCUCAUUUGGGAACUUCUCUUAGCUCAUCCCUGGCCACGUUUGGCAGCUGCUCCCUCAUCCCCUGUCACAAUGCGUCUCUGGGAGCCACGGAGGAGCGGCUCAAUGGGUGAAAGAGAGGACGGGCCUAUAGACGACUUGCCAAAUAUGAGGAGGAGGACUCUCAUUCAGGGGCCAAUCUGGUUCACAGGGACAGAGUCCGCUCAAGGCAGGAACACAAACUGUAAUGUAGUGAUAAGAUGUAAGAUUCAGUCAUAGUUGUGGUGUUGGCCCCUCACUACUACACUCUAUAUGCUCCAUCAUAACCCAACAGAACCUUGAAAAUGAAGACUUACACAGGUUUAUUUGGACAGACGCACAGAUGCAGGUUACGUCUCCUGUGGUUUGGGUCAUUGAUUAAUCCUCCGGUCAGAUUUUACAUCACGUACGUCUCUGAACCCGCUGACGCUGAAGAUGGAGGACGUGAACACAGAUUCCCAUGCACGGAUCCCAUGCUCAGUCUCCCUGCGAAGCGACACCGAGCCGUUUAGAAGUAGAUGUGGUGUGAAGUGCGUCCGAGCAGAGACAGUAUAAUCGAUCCCUCGCUCAUAAUGUAGGUCACAGUGCAUUUUCCUCUCAGGACGUCGGAGGAUCAACAAUAACACUUCCAGCUGAAUGUCAUUCACACAGUCAGUCUGUUUGUUUCGUGACUUAUCUGCAAAAUGUCAGUGAGAAAUUAAAAGCAUAUACUCGAUACGAGCAUUGUAGAAUAACAUGCAGUUUAACCUGUGUAUACUGUGACAGUACUCUAGUCUUUAAUUAAUGGAACGGAUGGAGUUAGUGUGAGUCUGAGCUUGAAAAGCAAUAAUUUGAACUGUAAGAGAUGAAAAUGAAGAGGGUUUUUUUUACAGCUGGGAUGCACAAUAUGGCCGACAUCCAGUAAUAAUGCUGCUUCUGACCCGUGUGUGUGUGACUCUGUCAUCACAGUCUCUGUGCUCUGGUUUUUAGUCACGCUAAGUUCCUGAUGUGACUCUAGGAUCUGGUUUCAAAUGCUCAGAAAACUACGCUACAGCAGCUUUAAGGUCAAGUCACACAAAUGAAGAGAAAGACGCUCCCAUUAUGACAUCCAUCCUUCUGUCCUUGGACAAGAAUGUCCAGCUAAUGUGAGCCACUGACUGUUACAAAGGAGGAAACGCUCUGUAUUAUUUUGGAUACGCAGAUAUUAACAUGUAUGUUUUACUCCUAAACUGAAUUUUAGAGGCUGAUAUGUAUCUGCUUUGUUGAUAGAAGGACGUGUGGUAUGAAACAGGACGAACAAUGUCUUUUUAGAAUAAACUGAAAGAAAAGUGAAAUGAAA